Molecule: messenger RNA, 905 nt
Organism: Erythranthe guttata (spotted monkey flower)
Lineage: Eukaryota; Viridiplantae; Streptophyta; Magnoliopsida; Lamiales; Phrymaceae
Source: RefSeq, a predicted model, not a curated record
UAUAUAUAUAUACCUCCGAAAACUCACAAUCACAAUCUUACUAAUCCUUAUUCUUCUUCACGUUCAUCUUUUCUUUGCCCCUCCGCCAUGGCCACACCCUCCAACUCCGACGCCGUCGUCGUCGAACGCCCCAAAACCCUCCUCAACCUGUCCUUCAACCAAGGCGGCUGCCGCUUCACCGCCGCCACCACCGACGGAUUCAUGGUAUUCAACACAGACCCAUUCACCCAAACCAUCCGCCGCACCUUCUCCUCCUCAAACGGCAGCAUAGGCAUCGCGCAGUCGUUCGCCGACUCAAAUAUCUACGCCCUAGUUGGCGGGGGCCCCAGGGCAAAUUUCCCCCCAAACAGAGUCGUGAUCUGGGACGACCAACUCCGGCGGUGCGUGUACGAGUUUGCGUACCGCUCGGAUGUGGUGUCCGUCCGGCUGCGGCACGACCGCAUCGUUGUGGUCCUGCCGCAGAAGAUCAAGGUCUACGAUUUCUCCGACCUGAGGAUGGUGCACGAGAUGGUGACGGAGCACAACCCGAAGGGUUUGUGCGAGAUUUCGAGGACCGGGCCGUUUGUACUGCUGACCCUAGGGUUGCAGAAGGGGCACGUCACCGUGCAUGAUUACUAUCGGAGAAGGAAUAAACAAUUUCCGGCGCAUGAUUCCGAUAUCGCGUGCCUUUCGUUGUUGAGUGACGGCAAGCUUUUCGCCACCGCUAGUACUAAAGGGACCUUGAUUAGGGUUUUUGACUCUACCGAUGGCUCUUUGCUUCAGGAGGUACGUACAAUCUUUCUUUCUUUCUUUCUUUUUUCUUUUUAAUUUUAUUUUAGAGAUAUAUUCAGCAUUGACCUAUAAUUAAGGGUGCAAGUUGGAACGGAAAUUCCAAUUUUGGAACAAUUUUUUUCAUUCCGAUUUCC